CAACGCGUUAAAAGCGACUAUCUAUAACCCCUACUAACCUUACUUUCCUUCUUCUUUAACAACGUAAUGGCUACUACUACUACUAUACCCUUUGACAGCCACACACACCGAUUUGAUCUCAAUGGAUCUUUCUCAACUUCCGGACAUCACUAGCUUGCUUGUCAGGCUAGAUAACCCUCCACGAGAUGAUGUCGAAGGGAUGGAUUACCUACGAUGUGCAGCUUUACACAACUACCUGAUCCAAUAUGCCUGGCUCGCUGAAGGCCGCCCACUAGCAACUCUGAAUGCCAACAGCAACUUUUUCACGGCCUUCGGUGAUGAAGCGGAAGCUGAGGCUUGUCGUCCAAGGCUUGAUCCGUCACUGGCGGCGUUCCUUGACACCGCUAUGAUAUCUCCUUUUCCUUUUGAUAAUCCUCACGAAUACCUCCCAUUCUCUGUUUUUGCAUGGGGUAUCGAUGGGCCAAACAGACUUUUUGAGGAAUUUACAGCUGAUAUUCAAGAUCAGCCCGUUGACAGCCUGGUGCGCUUGUACGCUGUCGAAACGGGCUUAUCGGCUGUGGGCGGUGGUGGCGGUGUUAUCUACCACCAACGCUUCCACCGCGUCGCGAUCUUCAUGCAUCUUGAUGAAUAUGACUGUGGGUUUCCAGUUGAGGGUAAUCCACACGUUUGGAACCCACUAGAGACACUACUCACCAACUGGAUCGACCUUAUUCAUAUUGGAAAAGUUGUGGCUUCGCCUCAUAAAGAGCCAGCCCUAUUCGACUUCGAGAAGAUCGGGCCUUGGGAGUGGCGGCCCUAUAGCGAAGCCCAGGUUACUACGUGUGUCGCCGAGUGGGAUCGACUGUGUCAGGCCAUUGAGGCGCGCACCUCGCAGCUACCAAACCCACCAUUGCUAAUCAGCCCUAUUUCCAGGUCUAACGCGGACAAUCCAGAGCCACUAGUCGCAUCAACUGUCCUGGACGCUGCUUCGGUGCCUAAUCCUUCCUUUGCGCGUGCGUUUCUAACGCGCGCGAGACGCCCCCAGUUCUGCUACAUCGCUCCGGGCCUUCUCCUGCCCCCGGCUGACUCGGCUGGAUUUGUGGCAGCGCAGCCAUUUAGCGUAUUACCCCGCUCUGAGUACACCGCACCGCCAGUGUGUCUUUUUCCCGCUGAUACCGGAGACCAGCGUCCUAUCCAGCUCACGAGAACAACAACUCCAUUUUUAUUGUCGGACUUCUAUUCAAGGUCCACCGAAACGUGUACACCAUCUCGCGUCUCUGCAGGCCUAUAUACUCAGGCAGUGGAGAGAAACGGCCUUGACGUGGCUGAGGAGGGAUUUCAGCUGUUGCUCCCGUUCACCUUUAAUGAUGAUUGGGACAAGAGCGUAGGCGCACGAAAAAGCGAUAGGUCCCUUGUUGAUAGGGGACGCUUUUCAGAGCUCUUUCAGCAUGGAUAUAAGCCUUUUGGUGGUGACUACUACCGCUCCCAGCGGCUGGAGCGUUUGUUAGGUUGUUGGCGCAAGCUGGUUGAAAAAGGCGUCUGGUCUGUUGGGGCGGAUGGGGUAGAAGGUACUAUCGAUACUUUCAAAGAUGCUGAGUCGGAUCGUUGGGAGGAUUAUUAUAUCCCUCCAACAUGGUAGAUAUCCCGGAGCCAUCCCGCCUUCAAUCCGGAAACGAUUUCUACGCUCUAUUCUACGGGGAUGGAGGUGCUAGGUAGUCACCUAGCAAGACUUGGACCCCACUUACUCCCGAAGACUUUCUAAGUUGGAUAUGCAAUUUCACAAGAAACCAGUCACGAGGAUACGCUAUCGAACAACUACCAUUUUCCUAACUAAUAGUGAUUUAUAUACAAAUUUAGUCUUAAUCCUUUAAUUUUAUUUAAUAUCUUUCUAACUAAGCUAAGAGCCCGUCAUAUAUCUUUAUAAAUCU
Messenger RNA from Pseudogymnoascus verrucosus, 1907 nucleotides. RefSeq lists its product as uncharacterized. The transcript has a single exon. The record is from RefSeq and is a predicted model, not a curated record. NCBI's taxonomy places the organism in Eukaryota, Fungi, Ascomycota, Leotiomycetes, Thelebolales, Thelebolaceae. Bases 122 to 1618 code for a protein of 498 amino acids.